AUGAAAUUAAAAGUAUUUUUUUUAAUAUUUAUUUUAUUUUUAGUAAAAGAUAAUAACUUUGUAAAAUCAGAAUAUAACGAAAUAAAAUCAAAUAUAAAAUCAAAUAAUGAUAAACCAAUUUUAAAAUUUAAAAGUGAUAAAACUUUUAAAAUAAUACAAUUUACAGAUUUACAUUAUGGAUAUGGUGGUUAUUACGAUACAAUGACAUUGGAUAGUCAGAUAUCAAUUUUAGAAAAAGAAAAACCAGAUUUUGUUAUGUUUUCUGGUGAUAUGAUAUCAGGAAAUUUACUACAUUUUAAUCAAACUAAAAUAUAUGAAUAUUAUUGGGAUUUAUUUACAGGACCAUUGGUGGAAAGAAAGAUACCAUGGGCAAUAACCAUGGGAAAUCACGAUGCAGAGGGAUUGUUAAAGGUAGAUGAUUUAAUAGAAAUGGAUCAAAGCUUCGAAUAUAGUUUAACAAAACGUGGCCCUAGGAAUAUACCCGGCGCAGCAAAUUAUCAUUUAAAAAUUUAUUCAUCCAAUAGCACAAGAAAUCGACACGAUAAUAAUAGCGAUAUUCAUCAGGAAGAGGAGCAAUUCAGCAACAAUGGAAAUAAGGAGAAUGUGGAUGUAUCAUCAUUUAUUUAUAUAUUCGACAGUGAUUCAAAGAAAUGCGAUAGAUUAGAUUGGGGGUGUAUUAAUAAUGGCCAGGUUCAAUGGUUUAAAAAUAUUUCAAACUUCAAUCAAAAAAAAAAUUCAAUAUCAUUUGUGCAUGUACCACCCAUCGAGGUUAUAGACCUCUGGAACAACCAUGAUGAAAUCGAAGGUUCAUUUGAUGAGCCAUCGUGUUGUUUUGAUGAUGGAAAUUCACAUUUUGUUAGAGCAUUAUUGGAUCAAGGUGACAUCAGAGGACUUUAUUUUGGGCAUGAUCAUAAAAACGACUUUCAUGGUAACUAUAAAGGAAUGGAUAUGGGAUAUGGAAGAAAAUCAGGAUUUGGUUCGUAUUCUUCCAAGAAACCUUUAGGUGCAAGAAUCAUCCAAUUAAAUGAAGAUCAACAAGGCAAAAAUUUUAUAAAAACUUGGAUCACAGAAUCAAAUGGCGAGGUCUUUAUUCAGAAGAAACCUUUAAAAAAAAAACAUUAUAGACAUAGAUGUAUUUUAAAAAAAAGUAAAUAUCAUAUUUCUAUUUUUUAUUUUUUUUUUUAUUUUUUUUUUUUUUAUCAUUUUUACUAA
This is a messenger RNA of Dictyostelium purpureum, 1212 nucleotides long. RefSeq lists its product as uncharacterized. Gene Ontology annotation, cellular component: cytoplasm. The coding region runs from base 1 to 1212 and encodes 403 amino acids. Gene Ontology annotation, molecular function: hydrolase activity, acting on ester bonds. Lineage: Eukaryota; Evosea; Eumycetozoa; Dictyosteliales; Dictyosteliaceae. The transcript is spliced from 2 exons. The record is from RefSeq and is a predicted model, not a curated record.